Seriola dumerili (greater amberjack) is the source of this 1861-nucleotide messenger RNA. RefSeq names its product F-box protein 7 (gene fbxo7). Gene Ontology annotation, molecular function: protein kinase binding. The transcript is spliced from 10 exons. The coding region runs from base 100 to 1635 and encodes 511 amino acids. Lineage: Eukaryota; Metazoa; Chordata; Actinopteri; Carangiformes; Carangidae. Gene Ontology annotation, biological process: autophagy of mitochondrion; positive regulation of autophagy of mitochondrion. The record is from RefSeq and is a predicted model, not a curated record.
UGACGCAGUUGUCAAGUCGCUGCUGGUUAAUGUUUACAGUGCGAUUUAUCAGAGAAGUGUCUUGAAGCUCAGUGGAAAUCUUCCCUUUAAUUUAUCGCCAUGAAGCUGCGGGUCCGGAUCAACAGACAGACCUGCAGGGUGGAUAUACAGGGAGAAGAACCCAGUUUGGGAGAGCUCAAAGAUCACAUCAAGGAGAAUAUCCUGUCUUUACACGGACUCAGUGCAGACACAGAGUUCAGUUUGUCUCUGAACGGCUCAGAGCUUCUGUCAGACACCGGUCAGACUCUGUCGUCCUGCGGCAUCGUCUCUGGAGAUCUGAUCUGUGUCAUCCUGCCUGAGUCUGCAGCUGCAGCUGCCGCCGCCACCACUGCUGCCUCCAACGCCGCUGCCGCUGCCGCCGCCACCGCUGCCACCGUAGCUGCCACCGCCCCUGCUGCCGCUGUGACCACCUCAAACUCCUCCACUAGCUCCACCGACCCGAGGACCAGUAGCACAGAGCGCCGGGGGCAACAGCAGCAGAGGCAUUUGAUGGCUGCCGCAACCUCUGACCAGCCCAGCAGCAGCAGCAGCUCUGCAGCCCUCACACAGUCUGAGGAGACCACGGAGAUGCUGGACUCCUCUGAGCCCCCGGUCCCCAGCUGGGAGCCCAUGCUGUGCAGCGAGGCAGAGGAGGGUCAGGCCCCUCUGUCUCUGGAGCUCCUGUACCACUCUGCCCAGACCGCCAGCCCCAGCGACGCCAUCAUGGUGGCCGGAAACCUGCUGAUGCUCGAAACUGGGUUCAUUCCUCAGGGCGGUGAGCUGAAGCCUGCUGAGAUGCCUGAUGGGUGGAGGUCAGCGGGUGGAGUCUUCAAGCUCCAGUACUCACAUCCUCUGUGUGAGAACAGCCUCGCCAUGGUGGUCGCCGUGUGUAUGGGCCCCGUGCUCGUCAUCAACGCCACUCUGAAGGUGAACGAAACCGUGGACACGGUUCGUAAGCUGUGUCUGAAUCCGUCCAGCUACGUGACCGACGAGUGGCCAGGAGAAAGUGCGGCGGCAGCGUUCAAGGACCUGAGCAAACUGUCUCGAGUCUUCAAAGACCAGCUGGCGUACCCGCUGAUCGCCGCCGCCAGAGAAGCGAUGGCGCUGCCGGUGGCGUUCGGUCUGGCUGCUCUUCCUCCGGAGCUCCUCCUCCGAGUCCUCAGGCUGCUGGACGUCCGCUCCGUGGUGAGACUGUCCUCCGUCUGCAGACACUUCAACGGCGCCACCGCAGACUCCACACUGUGGAGACACCUGUACCGCCGGGACUUCACAGAUCCAGAUCCCAGCAGGUCCAGAGACACAGACUGGAAAGAGCUUUAUAAAAGAUAUCACAAGCUCCGCUGUGAACAUCGACACAUCGCUCGCCACCGCUCCCUCCCGCCCUUCCACCGAAACCCCUGGGACAUCUUUGGCUCCGGGCCCACCCCCCUUCACCCACCGCUGCCCGGCAUCAUCGGAGGCGAGUACGACCAGAGACCGCACCUCCCCCGCGGCCCCCUCCCGCCGCACCCCCGCUACGAACCCCUCGGCCCCCUUUUCAACGGGCGACCUCUGAAUGACCUCCGCAGAGCCCGGGCAAUGGGACGACCUGCAGACGUCCGGCGAGGAUUCAUCUGAUGUGGGUCUGGAUUCAGGACUGAUGUGUUCUGUAAUAAAAACCAAGACCUGAAUGAAACCAGAGUCAUCCAUGUGAAAGAGGAAAAGCUUCACUGGUUACGUGAUGUGUUCAGGGUCUGUGAGGAGAAAGGGCCCCGGCUGUCGGGGGCCCCUGAAGCUGCAGCUUCACUGUGAAUCAUUUGUGGUGAUUUUAUUAAAAGCAGAUUUUCUGGGCGUGAAACUGAAA